This is a messenger RNA of Suillus paluster, 665 nucleotides long. RefSeq lists its product as uncharacterized. Lineage: Eukaryota; Fungi; Basidiomycota; Agaricomycetes; Boletales; Suillaceae. Bases 1 to 480 code for a protein of 159 amino acids. The record is from RefSeq and is a predicted model, not a curated record. The transcript has 2 exons.
AUGCCCCUGAUCCAACGGUUCAACGCAUCUCAUGAGCAUUCCCGCAGCCGCUUACUAUCCACCGCUCGGAACAAAGAGCGUACAGAAGAAGGAGAACCAUGGUGUAGCGGGCUACUGGAAGAAACACAAGCAGCGCUUCAGCGGCUCCGACGGGACUCGGAUUUCACCCAGGACAACAUCUUCCGAUUCUCCGCUCCGUUCUUCACAUUCGCGUGCGUCUUGGCGUCCUUCGCAGCCGCCCUCCGUAGGGAUAUGAUGCCCUCUCCACACGCCAUGUCACUCGGUGAGCUGAGUCUGGGGAUCCUCAUACUAGCUGCGGGAGUCUUGUUGUCUUUGGCUGUUUUGAGAGCUAUCAUAUGGAGCGGAGCACUGGCUAUCGAUGCAUUCCUGCUUAUGGAGAUCGAGAACAUUACGAGUCCGCAAAACGAGCGAUCGAAACUCAACCAACGUAGCAUCUUGUUCAGUGGAUUGUUUUCUUAGGAUUCUGAGGAACGAUGUUUAUAUGUACAAAAGCCCAAGAGAACACAUACUCAGCAACUACUCUUCUAUGCUUGCUAAAUGAUUUAUAAUUAAUGCGAGUUUAUCGCUUCCUGGCUGAACCUCCGAUCGAAGCGCUUUCUAAGUCUUGGAUGCCUUCCGUCAACUCGGGUGUGGAACACCUUCGC